Messenger RNA from Rubroshorea leprosula, 715 nucleotides. The record is from the annotation of a GenBank genome assembly. Lineage: Eukaryota; Viridiplantae; Streptophyta; Magnoliopsida; Malvales; Dipterocarpaceae.
AACCUUUUUACCACUUAUGAAAGGGUUAUUUCAGUAGACUUAUUGCCCACCAUGUUUGUUUAUUCAAGGUACGAUGAUUUUGCCUGGACAAGCAUGAGGCCUGUGGUUGAAUCCAGUUACAUUGGGCAACAACCCCCUCUAAUAUUUACGAAAGUUCCCAUCCGGAAUCACCUUCAGCUUCUGUUUGCAAAUUUUCACACCCCAUGAUUGUGGCAGUUGUAGAUGGAAGAAGACUUUGCAUAGAUUCUUUGUUAGACCCCAUAUGGUGAUAAACAAUGGCAUCCCUCCUUCAGUCAUGAAAUAUGCCCUAGUGGCUACAACAGAGUUCUUCAACUUGCCCAUUGAGGAGAAAAUGCUGCUAUUGUCAGAUGAUGUUCAUGACCCUGUAAGCUAUGGCACCAGCAUAAAUCAUAGAAACAACAAAGUUCACUUUUGGAGAGAUUUCAUCAAGCACUAUUCCCAUCCUAGCUCAAAUUGGAUCUAUUUAUGGCCUUCAAAGCCUCCAAGUUACAAGGAUAAAAUGGGAAACUAUGCCAAGGCAGUGCAAAUGCUACAAAAGCAACUAAUGGAAGCUGUUAGAAGGCUCAAAUUUAGAGCGUGGCUACUUACAAGAGGAACUUGAAGAAGGCUCAAAGUAGGAAUGCCAUGAUUUAUCACUUGGAAAAAUAUAAGUCUUUAAAUGGCCAAAGCUCAAAAAUGAAUGAUCAUGCAUGCA